GCCCGCCCCCCUCCCUCACCCACAUCUGUGGCCUCCUCUGGCGCAAACAGUGGCUGGGACGAUGGAGCAGGCAGCUCGUGCUCAUCAAAGGCCAGCUGCUGUUGUGCUACAAGUGCCUUGCGGACGGGCUGCCGCUGCUGGAGAUGAGCCUGGCAGGGGCCCGCGCUGCCUACAAGUUCAAGCGGGGCCGCAGGGUGGAGCACGAGCUGAAGGUGACGGGCACGGCCCAUGCCAGCCUGGUGCUGGGGCUACACACACAGCGACAGGCCCACGACUGGAUGAAGGUUAUUGAGGAUGUGAGCAGCUGCGGACACUACAGAUCCACACCCUGGCACUGCCCAUUAGCAGCGAGCAAAGGCACAGAACCUGCCCUCAACAAGGUACGUGUCCCCCUGGCCCACUCACCCAGGCUGGGGGUGUGA
Molecule: messenger RNA, 422 nt
Organism: Leucoraja erinaceus (little skate)
Lineage: Eukaryota; Metazoa; Chordata; Chondrichthyes; Rajiformes; Rajidae
Product: actin filament-associated protein 1-like 2
Exons: 3
Coding region: 144-422 (92 amino acids)
Source: RefSeq, a predicted model, not a curated record